AUGUCGCAGCCAGCAACGGGGUAUCAGCGGUUGGUCGACACCGACGAGACACACCUAGAUGUCGAGAAUCGCAUAUCUGCACUUAUGGACACUAGUCUUGAACUCGACAGGCGGACGGAAGUCGAGAAGAAGUUACUUCGAAAGUUAGACUUGAGAGUUGCGUUUCUUGUUCUCGUUUAUAUCAUGAACUAUAUGGACAGGAAUAAUAUGGCCGCCGCACGACUAAAUGGCCUGGAAGAAGAUCUUCGCCUGACCGGACAGGAAUUCAACACUUUGAUCAGCGUCCUAUUUAUUGGCUAUGUUCUUAUGCAAAUUCCCUCAAACACAUAUCUCAGUCGGAUUAGAAGACCGUCCCUGUACCUCUCCUGUUGCAUCUUUCUGUGGGGGAUAAUUUCCAUAGGCACCGGUCAUUUUCGUGCGGCCCUUGUAUCUCGGUUCUUCCUCGGCUUCUCCGAAGCAGUAUAUUAUCCUGGGGUAUUAUUCAUGCUCUCGAGAUGGUACAAACGUGACGAGCUCGGCUUGAGGAUGGCAUACUUUACUGGUGGCAGCUCGGUCGCCAAUGCUUUUGGGUCACUUAUCGCGUCUGGUGUCCUUGCCACCACGGACGGAAAGUUAGGAUAUCAGGCUUGGAGAUGGCUAUUUUUUUGUGAAGGAGGGUUGACAUGUGUGAUUGCUGCUGCCGCGUUUUUCAUAGUUCCCGAUUUCCCUACCACGCCGGCUUUCUGGCUCACAAGUGAAGAGCAAAUACUCGCCCAAAAGAGGAUGGAAGAAGAUGUGUGCGGAAUUGAUCACCAUGCGAUGAAGGGUGUGGAAAGAUCUGGCCUUGCUCAAGCAUUAACUGAUUGGAAAGUGUGGUGGCUUGCUGUUGCACUGGCCCUUUUGAAUAUUGCGUUGUCAUUUUCUUUCUUCUUUCCUACGUUGGCGGCCGCUAUGGGGUACAGUCCAACAAUUACCCUUUUACUUUGUGCCCCACCAUGGAUCGUGGGGCUUCUUACUUCGUUUUUCGUCAUGGGCCACUCUGACAGAACUGGGGACCGCUUCUGGCAUAUUGCUGGUCCAAUCUCGAUGGGCAUAAUUGGCUUUGUAUUGGCCAGUAUGUCGAUGGAUACUCUUGCCCGCUACCUGUCGUUAUUUUUUAUGACCCAAGCUACGGUCGCAUACAUUGUUCUGUUGGCGUGGGUGAGCAAUUCAGUACCAGAAUCUUCAUCCAAGCGAGCAGUCGCCAUAGCCACUGCCAAUACACUUGCAGGUCUUGGAAACAUUGGGGCAUCUUAUAUAUGGCCAGCCAAAUGGGGUCCAUCAUACGUGGACUCGUUCUUGAUUUGCACCCUGAUGGCCGCGAUAUCCAUUUACAUGUUAUGGGUGUACCGAUUGCACCUGAUCAACCUCAACAAGAAGGCGGAGAUGAAGGAACGUGCUCUAGAUUUACCAACUGGGUUCAGAUAUGUAACAUGA
Molecule: messenger RNA, 1455 nt
Organism: Pisolithus orientalis
Lineage: Eukaryota; Fungi; Basidiomycota; Agaricomycetes; Boletales; Pisolithaceae
Product: MFS general substrate transporter
Exons: 10
Coding region: 1-1455 (484 amino acids)
Biological process (GO): transmembrane transport
Cellular component (GO): membrane
Molecular function (GO): transmembrane transporter activity
Source: RefSeq, a predicted model, not a curated record